This is a messenger RNA of Thalassophryne amazonica, 454 nucleotides long. Its product is annotated as histone H2A-like. The record is from RefSeq and is a predicted model, not a curated record. Gene Ontology annotation, molecular function: protein heterodimerization activity; DNA binding; structural constituent of chromatin. Gene Ontology annotation, cellular component: nucleosome. NCBI's taxonomy places the organism in Eukaryota, Metazoa, Chordata, Actinopteri, Batrachoidiformes, Batrachoididae. The transcript has a single exon. Bases 1 to 393 code for a protein of 130 amino acids.
AUGAGCGGACGAGGAGGCGGCAAAACUGGUGGCAAAGUCAGAGCUAAGGCGAAGACUCGCUCUUCUCGGGCUGGUCUUCAGUUCCCUGUCGGUCGUGUUCACAGACUGUUGAGGAAGGGGAACUAUGCGGAGCGUGUUGGUGCCGGCGCUCCCGUCUAUAUGGCGGCUGUGCUCGAGUAUCUGACCGCUGAGAUUCUCGAGUUGGCUGGAAACGCUGCCCGCGACAACAAGAAAACCCGUAUCAUCCCCCGUCACCUGCAGCUGGCUGUUCGCAACGACGAGGAGCUCAACAAACUGCUGGGAAAAGUGACCAUCGCUCAGGGCGGCGUGCUGCCAAACAUCCAGGCUGUUCUGCUGCCCAAAAAGAGCGAACCGAAGACCAAGUCCAAGUAAACCUGAAUCUGCAUUCACCCAAAAAGGCUCUUUUAAGAGCCACACAAUUAACUACUAAAGA